AUGCAGCUGAUACAAUCCUUGCGAGAUGAGAUCAUCAACUCCAAGGCAAAGUACAAUAUAAUCGAAUUGAUUCCAGACGACUUGGAGCUAGGAGAUGGAUCGGAGAGAAAGUCGGGCCCCUUUACUACCCAUGCCGAUGACUCCUCCUCCUCCCUUGAAAUUGGUGUACACAAGAGAGCCUACUUGGAGAUGUUCAUGGCUUCCCAUGCCUACUUCUACGAGCAUCGACAGCAACUCUACAACCUCCAGGCUCUAUCGCUAGUGGAAUUGCGGGAAACAUAUCUCAUGACGUUGGGGUAUCUCAUAACCACGAAUGAAAACCACACGAUAAUCAAAGUCCAUGCGCAAACGGUGGCGAUCUUGGACAAUUGGCUAGAGGACCUCGAGAUCGUCACGAGUUUUUUAACUUGUCGGAUGGCACGUAUCAAUAAAAGCAGCUCGCUUUGGGCUUGGCUUCGACGAGUGGUGCAAAAGUGUCUGCAUAAACGAGAGCAUGGCAGCAAGUUGGUGAUUGACGACCGAUGCAUUUCCCGCGCACUCAAGAGUUGUGAUUUGCACUUUGCCAAUUACUACGGCAAUAGCUUUUUAAGGUGGUGUAUCGAGAUGGAGGGUUACCAUGAAGAGUUCAAGAGUUGGUGGCGGCAGUUGGCUCAAUUGUGUGACCAGCGGCUUUCUGAUAGUUCGUUGUGGGGAACGUUGAACUUCUUGUUGCUGCGAAGCAGAGGCGAGAAUGGUGAGCCUCGACCCCGAGGUUACACCAGCAACUUGGAGAGACACAGGUUCAUUGUUCAAAAGUUGGCAUGGUUGGUACGUGUUAAUUGCAAAUACAGGACUCCUUAUCGCAUGCUCAUUAGUGCGGUUGACUCCUUGGGCCAGUUGCAAAUCAUUCGCCAUUUCGUCGAACGGGAAUGCGACAACUCGGUCGAGCUAGGAUCUAACUUGCUUCAUGUGAUUGAAACACAAGUCCACGAUAUUGAGAGUGAAGGAGGGCACGACGAGAACAGUGAGGAAUAUGUGGAAAUGAAAGAAUGGCUGAAUGAAUAG
Messenger RNA from Lodderomyces beijingensis, 1044 nucleotides. The record is from the annotation of a GenBank genome assembly. NCBI's taxonomy places the organism in Eukaryota, Fungi, Ascomycota, Pichiomycetes, Serinales, Debaryomycetaceae.